UUUGUUUCUUGAAAUAAUCAACAACCAAGUGAUGAAGACAAAGUCAAGGGAUGCACUUUAAAACUAGUUCUAUUCUAUGUAUUCCACUUCCCUCCUUCACCAGGGGAGUUUCUACUUCACAACUAUGAUUUCAUUCACUAAUCUUCUUUCUCUUCUUUUCCCUUUGUUCACAACUUCUUUUGUUAGAGUUUUUGCCUCUGAGGUCUCAAUCAAAACAACAAAUUUGUCACCUUUAAAUUGCUCUUCCAAGAUCAGAACAUGUAAUGCCUCACUCUACCACAUAUCCCAAAAUCUCACAAUUGAACAAAUAGCCUCCUUUUACUCAGUUAUUUCUUCCCAAAUCACACCUAUAAUGCAUGGCAUCAAACAAGACUACCUCAUCAGGGUACCUUGUUCAUGCAAAAACACAAGUGGCCUUAGCGGAUACUUUUAUGACACAACCUACAAAGUGAGGCCAAAUGACACUUUUGCAAAUAUUUCAAACCUGAUUUUCAGUGGCCAAGUUUGGCCGGUUAAUCAUACAUUGCAACCAAAUGAGACUUUAGCAAUACACAUUCCAUGUGGAUGUUCAGAAAGUAAGUCUCAAGUAGUUGUUACCUACACGGUCCAGCCGAACGAUACACCGAUGAUGAUUGCUAAUCUGCUAAAUUCUACACUGGCUGACAUGCAGAACAUGAACAAGGUUCUGGCUCCGAACAUCGAAUUCAUCGAUGUUGGUUGGGUGCUAUUUGUCCCUAAGGAAUCCAAAGGGCUACUACUACUACCUAGUGCUACUAGUACUAAUAUUGAAGAAAAGAAACAUAAUAAGUGGACAACAAUAAUCAUUGGCAUCUUAGGGGGCAUGACAUUGCUUUCAAUUGUUACAACGAUCAUUCUCAUUCUCAGGAGAAAUAAAGUCGACAAAAUCAGCAUAGAAGAUUCACGCCUUAUUUCUGGAAGAUCAAUUGCCAAUAAAACUAUUUCCUCAAAGUAUAGUCUUCAUAAGGAAUUUGUGGAAGAUUUAAUUUCAUUUGAAUCAGAAAGACCAUUGAUAUAUAACCUUGAGGACAUUGAAGAGGCUACAAAUAACUUUGAUGAAAGUCGUAAAAUAGGAAGUGGUGGAUAUGGAAGUGUUUAUUUUGGAAUCUUAGGGAACAAGGAGGUUGCUGUGAAGAAGAUGAGGUCUAAUAAAUCUAAAGAGUUCUAUGCUGAACUCAAGGUCUUGUGUAAAAUCCACCAUAUCAACAUUGUGGAGCUGUUGGGAUAUGCCAACGGAGAAGAUUAUCUCUAUUUAGUGUAUGAGUAUGUUCCAAAUGGAUCUCUCAGUGAUCAUCUUCAUAAUCCAUUACUGAAAGGGAACCAGCCUCUUUCUUGGAGUGCUAGGGUUCAAAUUGCACUGGAUGCUGCAAAAGGUCUUGAAUAUAUACAUGAUUAUACAAAAGCACGAUAUGUGCAUCGUGAUAUAAAGACUAGCAAUAUUCUACUUGAUAACAAGUUCAGAGCAAAGGUGGGAGAUUUUGGACUUGCAAAGCUGGUAGAUAGAACAGAUGAUGAAAAUUUUAUAGCAACUAGGCUUGUAGGAACACCAGGCUACCUUCCACCAGAAUCUCUGAAGGAGCUUCAAGUGACCCCGAAAACCGAUGUGUUUGCAUUUGGAGUGGUGCUUUCAGAGCUGUUAACAGGAAAACGUGCACUUUUUCGAGAAAGCCACGAAGACAUCAAAAUGAAAUCACUUAUUACUGUUGUUAAUGAAAUAUUCCAAGAUGAUGACCCAGAGACUGCUAUAGAAGAUGCCAUAGAUAAGAAUCUUGAAGCUAGCUAUCCGAUGGAAGAUGUCUACAAGAUGACAGAAAUAGCUGAGUGGUGCUUGCAAGAAGAUCCAAUGGAAAGGCCUGAAAUGAGGGAUAUCAUUGGGGCAUUGUCACAGAUUGUGAUGUCCUCGACAGAGUGGGAAGCAUCCCUAUGUGGAAACAGCCAGGUCUUUAGUGGGUUAUUUAGUGGAAGAUGAAGAUCCUAGUUUGUAUUAAUUGCUUAAAGUCAUUAGUAAAGUAAACCAUUCCAUGUACAUUGUUAACUGAUUACAUGAUAAUUUGAGUCCCAUGUUUUUUGCUA
Molecule: messenger RNA, 2091 nt
Organism: Glycine soja
Lineage: Eukaryota; Viridiplantae; Streptophyta; Magnoliopsida; Fabales; Fabaceae
Product: lysM domain receptor-like kinase 3
Exons: 10
Coding region: 77-1987 (636 amino acids)
Biological process (GO): protein phosphorylation; innate immune response
Molecular function (GO): transmembrane receptor protein kinase activity; ATP binding
Source: RefSeq, a predicted model, not a curated record